Myotis brandtii (Brandt's bat) is the source of this 993-nucleotide messenger RNA. RefSeq names its product olfactory receptor 51G2. The record is from RefSeq and is a predicted model, not a curated record. NCBI's taxonomy places the organism in Eukaryota, Metazoa, Chordata, Mammalia, Chiroptera, Vespertilionidae. Gene Ontology annotation, biological process: G protein-coupled receptor signaling pathway. Bases 1 to 993 code for a protein of 330 amino acids. Gene Ontology annotation, molecular function: G protein-coupled receptor activity; olfactory receptor activity. The transcript is spliced from 2 exons. Gene Ontology annotation, cellular component: membrane.
AUGGCAGGGAAAGCAUGCAGCUCUGUCUUGACUUCUAUCAAGAGUUCCAACUUGAUAUUCUCCACGUUCCUGGUGGCAGGCAUACCUGGGCUGGAAGCUGUGCACAUCUGGAUCUCCAUUCCCAUCUGUGCCAUGUUCUUCAUUACCUUGGUGGGCAACAUGACCAUCAUUGCAAUUAUCUGGCGAGAACAGACCCUCCACGUGCCUAUGUACCUCUUCUUGGCCAUGCUAGCUGCCUCUGAUCUGGGUCUGUCCCUCUUCACCUUCCCCACAAUGCUGAGGAUCUUCUGGCUGGAUGCUCGUGAGCUCACCUUCUCUGCUUGUUUCACCCAAAUGUUUUUUAUUCAUACCUUCCAAGAUUUUGAGUCUGCUAUCAUACUGGCAAUGGCCUUUGAUCGUUUUGUGGCUAUAUCUCGUCCACUGCACUAUUCUUCCAUCCUUACCCAUAGUGUAAUUGCCAAGAUAGGUCUGGCCAUUGUAGGGCGAGCCAUGAUUGCACAAGUGCCCCUUCCUAUCCUCUUGAGGAGGUUGUGUUUCUGUCGCUCCAAUGUACUUUCUCAAUCCUACUGUCUGCAUCCUGACAUCCUAAAGCUCUCCUGCUCCAACACAAGGAUAAAUAGCAUCUUUGGACUCUUGAUGGCUCUUUCCAACAUGGGACUUGAUUUUCUCCUUAUCCUUCUUUCUUACAUGUUGAUUCUGAAAACUGUACUAAGCAUUGCAUCUCAUGGUGGCCGCCUCAAGGCUCUCAACACCUGUAUUUCCCACCUCUGUGCUGUGAUCCUCUUCUUCACACCCAUGAUCUGCCUGUCGAUACUUUACCGAGCUGCUCCAAGGCUUCCCAAAGCCAUCUACGUACUCAUGGCCAACAUGCACUUUCUUAUUCCUCCUGUGAUGAACCCCAUUGUGUAUGUAGUGAAAACCAAGCAAAUACGAGACAAAAUCCUAAAACUCUUCAACAAAAAAAAAGGAACCAAAAAUCCUGAACAGCAUUAA